Molecule: messenger RNA, 708 nt
Organism: Teleopsis dalmanni
Lineage: Eukaryota; Metazoa; Arthropoda; Insecta; Diptera; Diopsidae
Exons: 2
Coding region: 1-708 (235 amino acids)
Source: RefSeq, a predicted model, not a curated record
AUGCGUUUCUUUAUUGUCCUAUCGGUUAUUUUGUCCGUCGGUUACGCUGCUCCCCAGUACGGUUACGAACAACCCAUUCCCGGUCACAUCGCUAACGUUGACAACGGUUCUAAUGGUGUAAAUCGUCAUGGUAAUGGCGGUGAAAAGUAUUUGCCUCCAGCGACAACGACCCCAGCACCUAUUGUGCAUAAACAGUUCUAUGUAAUAUCUGCACCCGAGGAUAACGGCAAUAAAGGCAAACAGAAACACCUCGUUUUAGGCCGCCCACAACGUAACUAUCGCGUUGUUUUCAUUAAAGCACCAGGUUCAGAUAAUGGCAAUGUUAAAUACUCUGCUGAAUUUGCACCACAAGAGGAAAAAACUGUCAUUUAUGUACUCAGUAAAAAGGAUAAUGAUUUGGAUGCUAAUGAUAUUGCUACUCCACCACCAACACAACCAAGCAAACCAGAAGUGUUCUUCAUUAAAUAUAAAACCGAUGAUGAGGCACAACAAGCACAGAAAGAAAUUCAAGGCCAAUAUGACAAAUUGGGUGGCACCAAUGAAUUUUCCGAUGAAGGCACUGCUCCCGUAACAUCUGUAAUUGGUUCCCUAGACAGUCUCAACGGAGAUGGUAGCUACAACUACCGCCCAGUUAAUAGCGGAAGCGCUGAUCUGUCAGAACCAAUUGCACCAAGCAGCCAAUACUUGCCAUCGUUCUUUAAACAUUAA